GCCCGCGCCGCCUCCGCGGCUGCCCGUCCCCGCUGCCCGCUGCGGGUGCGUGCGUGAGUGGGCGCGCGGGGCUGGGCGCGCUCGGCCCCCGGCCUCCCGCCCGGCCCGCCGCCGCCUGCCCGUGCGCCCCUGCCCCGGCGCGCACCUCGCCUGUGCCCUUCACGCGCUCUUCGGCGCCGGUGCCCGCCGCCUCUUUCUCCACCAAGUGGGAAUGCUCCAACGGGACUGAUGGACGUGUCGGAACUCUGCAUCCCGGAUCCCCUGGGCUACCACAACCAGUUGCUCAGCAGGAUGUCCUCGGAUGACCGGCACCUGGGCUCCAGCUGUGGCUCCUUCAUCAAGACCGAACCGUCCAGCCCGUCCUCCGGCAUCGACGCCCUCAGCCACCACAGUCCCAGCGGCUCCUCCGACGCCAGCGGCGGCUUCGGCCUGGCCCUGGGCACCCACGCCAACGGCCUGGACUCGCCACCCAUGUUCGCGGGCACCGGGCUGGGCACCACUCCGUGUCGCAAGGGCUACGAGGACUGUGCCAGCAGCAUCAUGGAGGACUCGGCCAUCAAGUGCGAGUACAUGCUGAAUGCCAUCCCCAAGCGCCUGUGCCUGGUGUGCGGGGACAUUGCGUCCGGCUAUCACUACGGCGUGGCCUCCUGCGAGGCCUGCAAGGCUUUCUUCAAGCGGACCAUCCAAGGGAACAUCGAGUACAGCUGCCCGGCCACCAACGAGUGUGAGAUCACCAAACGGCGACGCAAGUCGUGUCAGGCCUGCCGCUUCAUGAAGUGCCUCAAAGUGGGCAUGCUGAAGGAAGGAGUGCGCCUGGACCGCGUGCGUGGCGGCCGCCAGAAGUACAAGCGCCGGCUGGACUCGGAGAGCAGCCCGUACCUGAGCCUGCAGAUCUCGCCGCCCACUAAGAAGCCACUGACCAAGAUUGUGUCGUACCUGCUGGUGGCCGAGCCCGACAAGCUGUACGCCAUGCCUCCCCCCGGCAUGCCCGAGGGUGACAUCAAAGCCCUGACCACGCUGUGUGACCUGGCAGACCGGGAGCUGGUGGUCAUCAUUGGCUGGGCCAAGCACAUUCCUGGCUUCUCCAACCUCUCGCUGGGAGACCAGAUGAGCCUGCUGCAGAGUGCCUGGAUGGAGAUCCUCAUCCUGGGCAUCGUGUACCGCUCGCUGCCCUACGACGACAAGCUGGUGUACGCGGAGGACUACAUCAUGGACGAGGAGCACUCCCGCCUGGCGGGGCUGCUGGAGCUCUACCGUGCCAUCCUGCAGCUGGUGCGCAGGUACAAGAAGCUCAAGGUGGAGAAGGAGGAGUUUGUGACGCUCAAGGCCCUGGCUCUGGCCAACUCCGAUUCCAUGUACAUCGAGGACCUGGAGGCCGUGCAGAAGCUGCAGGACCUGCUGCACGAGGCGCUGCAGGACUACGAGCUGAGCCAGCGCCACGAGGAGCCCCGGAGGACGGGCAAGCUGCUGCUGACGCUGCCCCUGCUGCGGCAGACGGCCGCCAAGGCCGUGCAGCACUUCUACAGCGUCAAGCUGCAGGGCAAGGUGCCCAUGCACAAACUCUUCCUGGAGAUGCUCGAGGCCAAGGUCUGAGCGCGGCCAGCACCCUCCGCGUGGACACACGGCCACCAGCCUCGCUCGUCCGCGCCUCCCCGAGGAGGGGCUUUC
Molecule: messenger RNA, 1668 nt
Organism: Sorex fumeus (smoky shrew)
Lineage: Eukaryota; Metazoa; Chordata; Mammalia; Eulipotyphla; Soricidae
Gene: ESRRB
Product: estrogen related receptor beta
Exons: 7
Coding region: 229-1593 (454 amino acids)
Biological process (GO): regulation of DNA-templated transcription
Cellular component (GO): nucleus
Molecular function (GO): nuclear steroid receptor activity; zinc ion binding; sequence-specific DNA binding
Source: RefSeq, a predicted model, not a curated record